Alternaria arborescens is the source of this 1512-nucleotide messenger RNA. RefSeq names its product putative aminotransferase. The record is from RefSeq and is a predicted model, not a curated record. Lineage: Eukaryota; Fungi; Ascomycota; Dothideomycetes; Pleosporales; Pleosporaceae. Gene Ontology annotation, molecular function: pyridoxal phosphate binding; transaminase activity. The transcript has 5 exons. Gene Ontology annotation, cellular component: cytosol. Bases 1 to 1512 code for a protein of 503 amino acids.
AUGGCACCAGCGCUGCUAUUUGAUGAGAACGGCACUUCCAGUCCAGCAUCCGAGAGCAGCAUCUCAUUAUCAGCCAUGGAUGAAGUCCCUGCACUGACCAUUUCUCAAAACCGCCGAAGCCGUCGAAACCGCAAUAGUCUUCGCAGUCCUUUACUCAAACGCAGUGCGAGGGGUCCUCCACUAAUACUGGAAGAGGCUAAGGGAAAUUGGCUGUCAGUCUCGGACGAAACGAAGGCCUGGAGGAUUUUUGACGCUUCUGGGGGUGCCGCUGUAUCGAACAUUGGUCACAAGGACCAAAGAGUAUAUGAGGCUAUCAGACAGCAAGAAGAAACUGGUGUCGGAUACGCCGCAUCGAUGAGCUUCCAAACUGAAGUUGCAGAGGAUUUUGCAGAUUUCCUUCUUGAAUCAACUGACGAUAAGAUGACUGAGGUGGUUUUCUAUGGAUCUGGUUCUGAGGCUAAUGAGGCAGCUCAAAAGCUAGCUUACCAAUAUCACUCCAAACUGAAGGAUAGCCCGCAACCCCAGCGCCGUUGGUUUAUUGCCCGCGAUCGAUCCUAUCACGGGGCGACGCUCGGUGCUCUUGAGGGCAGUGGGCACAAGGGCCGCAAGGACAUGUACAAGCCUAUUCUACCGGAGAAGACUCAGUUCAUAUCGCCUUGCAAUCCUUGUCGCGAUAUGAUCAAGGGAGAAACGACAGCUCAGUAUGUUAAGCGGCUUCAAGACGAGUUGGAGCGCAAGAUACUUGAUCUUGGCCCUGAGACAGUAGCCGGCUUCGUCAUGGAGCCUGUAGUUGGCGCGGCACUUGGAUGCGUUCCCGCAUUACCCGGAUAUCUUUCGGCCAUGAAGGGCGUAUGCAAACAGUACGGGGUACUCUUCAUUCUGGAUGAGGUCAUGAGUGGCAUGGGCCGCACCGGCUAUAUGCAUGCCUGGCAAGAUGAGGAUGUCGUUCCAGACAUCCAAUUGGUAGGCAAGGGACUUGCAGGCGGUUACGCAGCCAUAUCCGCGAUGCUCGUGGGACCAGUGAUAACGGAUGCUCUUGGAGAAGCUGCCUUCGCCCACGGUCAUACCUUCCAGAACUUUCCCGCAGCAUGCGCUGCUGGUCUUGCAGUGCAACAAAUCGUUCGAGAUGACAACCUUCUAGAGAAUGUUAGAGACAAAGGGAAUAAGCUGAUGAAGAAAUUGAUGACUCGUCUGAGUGAUCACCCCAAUGUAUUUGACAUCCGAGGUAAAGGUCUGUUUCUGGGGAUCGAGUUUGUGCAAGAUAAGAAGACCAAGGCACCAUUUGACCCUGAAGUGGCAGUGGCCUGGCGGGUCCAUGAGCUAGGGCUGAAAGAUGGAUAUAACGUCUAUAUGUAUCCAGGAUCCGGUACAGUUGACGGCAAUCGUGGAGAUCACGUCAUCAUCGCCCCUGCAUACAACAUCGCCGACAGUGACGUCGAAUUUAUCGUCGACCGUGUCAGUAAGACAGUCUUCGACUUCUUCGAGGAACUCAGCAUCGCCCCGAAGUUGUAA